Molecule: messenger RNA, 1903 nt
Organism: Myzus persicae (green peach aphid)
Lineage: Eukaryota; Metazoa; Arthropoda; Insecta; Hemiptera; Aphididae
Gene: Ald1
Product: fructose-bisphosphate aldolase
Exons: 6
Coding region: 148-1242 (364 amino acids)
Biological process (GO): fructose 1,6-bisphosphate metabolic process; glycolytic process
Cellular component (GO): cytosol
Molecular function (GO): fructose-bisphosphate aldolase activity
Source: RefSeq, a predicted model, not a curated record
AGACCCAACCCACAAUCUAUUCCGUUUUCACUCUUCAGUUUCUGUAAAAGCUGGGCGGCUGCGAAAUCUAUCAUUUUAUCUUCUGCAGCUGUAUCGCUCUAAAGUUUUUUAGUUCUACGACGGUGAAGAAUACAAAAUAUUUUCAAAAUGACAACCUACUUUGAGUACCCAUCUGUAGAACUCCAGAAUGAACUUAGCAAGAUUGCCAAUGCCAUGGUGGCUGACGGUAAAGGUUUGUUGGCCGCUGAUGAGUCUGUGUCAACCAUGGGUAAACGUCUUCAAGAUAUUGGAGUUGAAAAUACUGAAGAUAAUCGCCGUGCCUACAGACAAUUGUUAUUUACUGCUGAUGAACCUUUAAAUGAUCGUAUUUCUGGUGUCAUUUUAUUCCACGAAACCCUCUACCAAAAAACUGAUGAUGGUGUACCUUUUGUUGAAAUUCUCAAAAACCGUUGCAUUAUCCCUGGAAUUAAAGUUGAUAUGGGUGUUGUGAACUUAUUUGGAUCGGAAGGAGAAACUACCACUCAAGGAUUGGAUGAUUUGGCUCAACGUUGUGCUCAGUACAAAAAAGAUGGAUGUCAUUUUGCUAAGUGGCGUUCAGUAUUAAAGAUUGGUAAGAAUAUUCCUUCAUACCAAGCUAUUUUGGAAAAUGCUAACGUGUUGGCUAGAUACGCUUCCAUCUGCCAAGCCAACCGAAUUGUUCCAAUUGUAGAACCUGAGGUAUUGUGUGAUGGAGAACAUGAUUUGGACCGUUGCCAAAAAGUCACUGAAACUGUGCUGGCUGCAGUAUACAAGGCUCUGAAUGAUCACCAUGUGUACCUUGAAGGUACUAUUUUGAAGCCUAACAUGGUUACUCCUGGCCAAUCUGCCUGUAAGAAGGCUACAGCUGACGAAAUAGCUAAAGCCACAGUAACUGCUCUUCAACGCACUGUCCCUCCAGCAGUUCCUGGAAUUAUGUUUUUGUCUGGUGGUCAAACUGAGGAAGAAGCAUCCGUAAAUUUAAAUGCGAUUAACAAGUAUAAUGCUAAGAAACCAUGGGCAUUGAGCUUCAGUUAUGGGCGUGCUCUGCAAGCUUCAGUCUUAAAAGCAUGGCAAGGAAAGAAAGAAAAUAUUAAAACCGCUCAAGAUGAACUUCUUAAGAGAGCAUUGGCGAACAAACUAUCAGCUCUGGGCAAAUACGAAGCUGGAUCCGUACAAACAGCUGCUGGUUCUCAGGGACUAUUUGUUAAAGAUCAUGCCUAUUAAGCUACAAACUACAUUUUCAUAAAUAUUAUAAAAUUUAUACAUUUUUAAGUCAGUUACCAAAUUAUGAACACUUAUUAUAGUAACAGCUUUUCUUCAUGUUUUUAUUUCACUGUUAGAAUGUGUCAACAUUUAAAAUAUAUAUUAUAUUAAAAUACUAUUAUUUUAUUUUGAUUUAAAUUUUUAGUAUACAAUAUACUGUUAAUAACUAUUAAAUAUUAAUUUAGAAGAAUAUAGAAAAUGUAUUGGUAAUUGUGCUAUUAAAGUACAUAAACUUAAAAAGGACAGUCAGAUUUUAUAUUAGAAGUUGAAUCUAAAUAUGUACACUGUAUUUAGAAAAUAAAAUCUUAGGUCUUAUAUUUUAUCAAAUAAUUCAUAUAUUAUUAUAAACAAAUUAUUUAUUUCCAAGGUAUUAAUUGAGAAAUUAGGUCCUUAAAUUUGUAUUCUGAAGUAACCUUUAAAACAAUGGUAAAUACAAAUAAAACAAAUUGUGUUAUGGAAUACAAUUAAAAUAUUGUAGAUGUUAAUAAUGUAGUUUUUUUUGUAAUUUAUGUUCCAUAAUAUAUUAAAUUGUUACUCAACUAUAUAAGCAACAAUCUUAGCACUUGUUAUUAUAAAAAACACUGACAUAUUAUUGAAUCUAAAUAAAUAAAAUACAAUUUUA